AUGGUCAUUUCGCGUGAUACCAACGAUUCAGGCCACGUUGAAUCCGAUCACGCCUCGUCGACUUCAACCGAUAGUCCAGGAUCGGGGAGCUCCAACAAUGUGACUUCGAUAAUCAUCGGAGUGGUCGUUGGAGGCGUUGCUGCCAUUGCGAUCACCGCGGGCAUACUCUUCUUCCUCUAUAAGAAACGCAGAUGGGAUCGCAUCCGUCGACACGAAGAACAACUCCUCGAGUAUCACAUCCAGGCAGGGCUGAAGGCAGACGAUGCUGAGCUUGGAACUAUGCGGGGUCGACCGUCAUCUUCGCUCUCCAUGUAUCGAGCCCACUCUGACGACAUCAGUGACCGACCACCAGCAUAUCAGACUUUGCAUGUACCGGUCUAUGACCCGUCCAGGUACAGAGAUAUCGAUAUCACACCAACCAUGCAGUUCUCUACGAUGAGACAACCGCCAUUACAGCCAGUCGAUAAUGCUCAUGUAAGAGUUCCGCCACAGCUUCGCGACCAGCUUGUCUCACAUCUGAACGACGACUCGCCAUUGCCACAGCUAUUGCAGCCACCAGGGCGGUCAUUUCUGGGAACCUCACCAGAUUCGACACGAGAUUCGAUACAAUCAGACGGUCUCUUCCAAGCCACUGUGGUUCCGGCAGACUCGAGCACACUCGAUCAGACGGCAAGGCUACCUAGGAGACCAAAACCGGUACUCUCGAGAUUGAUCACAAAUCUCAACUAA
Aspergillus udagawae is the source of this 729-nucleotide messenger RNA. RefSeq lists its product as uncharacterized. Bases 1 to 729 code for a protein of 242 amino acids. The record is from RefSeq and is a predicted model, not a curated record. Lineage: Eukaryota; Fungi; Ascomycota; Eurotiomycetes; Eurotiales; Aspergillaceae. The transcript is spliced from 2 exons.